AGAUAAUGUUAGGAUGGAAAGAGGAAAGAGUGCAGUAACCGGCGAAGCUGGCGAUUAGCAUCAACUAACAUAAUGAUUGAUAAUAAUUUAUUGAUGUACUUAUCGGAUUGGCUGGGUUUUUGCGGGUCUCCAUUAGUUCUCUUUUCAAGUCUCUAGGUUGGAGUUAAACCGUGAGGGGGACGGAGAGAGUGAAGUACAAAAUGGGAGAUCGUAUGGAAGCGUCUCCCUCUUCGGAACCGCUGGAUCUCGACACUAUACGCAGUCGAUUGAGAGAGCUCGAAGCUAUUCAGAGAAGUUGCAAGGAUGAUGUGAAUGAAGUAUCCAUGUCCGAUUCUGAAAGUUUACUCAAAGACUGUACUCUCCACAUUGAGAACAAGGUCAAGCAGAUUGUUGCAGAGUACUCUAACGUUGAUUUCUUGGGCAUUGAAGAUUUGGAUUCAUACUUGGAGUACUUGAAGAAGGAGCUCCAGACAGUGCAGGCUGAAACUGCAAAGAUUUCUUAUGAAAUUGAGCUUCUCUCAAGAACCAAUGCUGAAGAUUCUAAUAAACUAGAGAGUGAUCUUGAAGGUUUACUGUGUUCUUUGGAUUUCGUUGAAUCAAAGGGUAUGGAGGAAGCAAAAGAGGAUCCACUUAAUUGCUAUACCGGUGGAGAAGAUCAAUCAAAUUUGACCAAUGCACACAGAGAUGAGAAGUUUGAGAUUUUGGAACUUGAAAGUCAAAUUGAGAAGAACCAAAUAAUUCUGAAGUCCUUUCAGGGUCUUGAUUCUAUGUUUAAAAGAUUGAAUGUUGUAGAGCAGAUUGAGGAUUCAUUGACAGGUUUAAAGGACAUGGAGUUUGACGGGAACUACAUUAGGCUGUCUUUGCAAACAUAUAUUCCACAAUUAGAAGUCUUAAAGUGCCAGCGAAAAAAUGAAGAUAUUGCUGAUCCAUCUGAAUUGAAUCAUGAAUUGCUAAUAGAGAUUUUGGAUGGCAGUUUGGAACCAAAGAAUAUUGAGAUGUUUCCAAAUGAUGUAUACAUAGGUGACAUAGUUGAUGCUGCAAAGUCUUUCAGGCAGAUAUCUUCGAAGUUAGCACUGCUUGAUGGUAGGUCUUCAUUGGAGUGGGUUGUCGGAAAAGUGCAAGAAAGAAUUAUCCUAACCACUCUCAGAAGAUUAAUGGUGAAGAGUGCAAACAAGUCAAGGCACUCAUUUGAGUACUUGGAUAGGGAUGAGACAGUUGUAGCUCAUUUGGUUGGUGGAGUUGAUGCCUUCCUGAAGAUUUCUCAAGAUUGGCCACUUUCAGAUUCUCCAUUGAAACUUAUAUCUCUUAAGAGCUCAGAUCAUCACUCAAAAGGAAUUUCCUUAAGCUUACUUUGCAAGGUUGAGGAAGUGGCAAAUUCGUUGGGCAUACACAUGCGACAAAACUUAUCAAGCUUUGGAGAUGCUAUUGAAAAACUACUCAUAGACCAAAUGCGACUAGAACUCCAUUCAAAUGAUAUGAUCGAAAAGUGACUACAAUCCAAUUUUAACAAUUAUUGGCAAGCUAAAAUGUUAUUGCUUCCCGUGUAUGUAAUUGUUGAGUUCUGUCUUCAGUGCCAAUUUUCCUGCUGAUGAAAUUAUCAGUAACCCCGCUGCAAACAUCAGAUCCUUGAAAGCUUUGACAGGAGGAUACAAUUUGGCACCAUCUUUGUAUAUGCUUAUGAUAAUCAUGUCACUUUGAUUGUCUAUAUGAGCAAUUAGUGCUUUGUUUUCUGUCA
Carica papaya (papaya) is the source of this 1735-nucleotide messenger RNA. Its product is annotated as reverse transcriptase-like protein. The record is from RefSeq and is a predicted model, not a curated record. NCBI's taxonomy places the organism in Eukaryota, Viridiplantae, Streptophyta, Magnoliopsida, Brassicales, Caricaceae.